UUAAGAUUUGCGACACAUAGCUUGAUGGUACCAGAAAUCAUUUUGUCAUUUCUGAAAACUAGGAGUAGCAGCAGAAGCAAGCGAAACUUAGGUUUCUGACUAUGGCAUCUUAUGACCGGACUUUUUCUUAAAAGUUUAUACAUCAGUCUCCUGUGAGGUGGUUGAUGGGAGUUAGUUCUGGAGCGGUCAGUCACUACUUGGUGCCCUGAUAAGAUCAAAUUUCUGGACCUGCCAAGCUGAGGACUUGCUGCUGAGCUGAGGCUUUCUAAGAGGUAACUUCUUUUUUCUGAGGAGAAGACAGCAUGGGAUCAGGUCAAUCCACACCGAAACCCAACACCGACAAACAAAGCAUUCCAACCACAACAUCUCCAACAGUUACCUGUGCACCCUGCAUCUGCAACUACCCCGUCAAAGAACUUCAUUUGGUCUUAGCCUUUGUUGCUGGGAUUCUACUGACACUGCUGCUGAUGGGUCUUAUCUUCCUCAUCAUAAAGAGCUACAGAAAAUGUCACUCCAGUCCCCGAGCCCUGGACCUUCCCUUAGAUCCUCUGGUUAAGGUUCCAUCCGUCCCAGACAAGGCACUUACUUCUGUCAGCACGACUUCCAAAAUCUCAGAUGAAAAGAGAAAUCCUUUGACUGCAAACCAUUCUGCAGGCUCAGAUUCCAUUGUCUAUGCUCAAAUUAAAGGGAUAGACUUACCCUGAGUUUCCAGUUCUCAUCUCAGCUCUAUCGUCAUACAUCACUUUCUUUUUUUUUUUUUCACAUAUUUUGGACCACAACCUGUGUGAAACUGUAAAUGAAGUUGUUUGGGCGUGAGCUGACAUUGUUAGCCAGCAGUUUUGAAGACCACGGACCAGUCCUUUUCCUGGCCCAGGAAAAGAUUGCUGGCCCUGCCAUUUGGACCAACAGUCUGUUAGCGCCAUGAGGGCUGAGACUGCCCCUCCUUGUUUCCUCCCAAAGUAUGUGUGGCAAAAGCUCAGUGCAUCACGACUGUUCACUAAGUGGCACUGAUCAGCUUGGAAGGAGCCAA
This is a messenger RNA of Hipposideros armiger (great roundleaf bat), 1030 nucleotides long. It is a transcript of the gene CUNH1orf162, whose product is annotated as chromosome unknown C1orf162 homolog. The transcript is spliced from 7 exons. The coding region runs from base 303 to 704 and encodes 133 amino acids. The record is from RefSeq and is a predicted model, not a curated record. Lineage: Eukaryota; Metazoa; Chordata; Mammalia; Chiroptera; Hipposideridae.